This is a messenger RNA of Symbiodinium natans, 1311 nucleotides long. The record is from the annotation of a GenBank genome assembly. Lineage: Eukaryota; Dinophyceae; Suessiales; Symbiodiniaceae.
AUGUUCCUGGUAACGUCUAACGUCCGCAAGGUGCUGUUUAAAGCAGGCAAGUACACCGUUCCAGGAUACAUUGAAGUCCACCGGCGUUCGGUGGGCAUCAACUCUUUCAUCGAGUAUCCAGGUGCCGAGACGCAUGACGAUAUCCAGAAGCUUGUGCAACGCUUCUGCAGCCACCCUUUGGCUUGGCAACCGCCCUGGUGGUUGGAGAACCUGCAGCGGCGCCGCUUAGCCAGCCGGUAUGGCCAGGCCCACUGCAGUGGGUCGCUUCGGUCUUCGGCCUGGCGCAGCGGCAGCAACGUGGCCGACUUGCUCGGCGACUUUGAGAGUGUCGGAGUCCAGCUGAUCUUGGCGGGCAUACCGAUCUAUGGAUACUUCCUCAACCUGGGUGCAGCGGAUGGCAUAUGGUCGGAUCCGCUGUUUUCCUUUACCCGCAAUGGUGCUAGAGGUGUGGCCGUGGAGAUGGAUCCUGAAUCCUGCGCGCGCUAUCGCAGAAACUUCCCGCAGGUCAACCUGUUGUGCACAAGGCUGACCAUGGACACAAUCCCGGAGCUGGCCAAGCAGGUUGAAUUCGGCGGAUAUGAUGUGAUGAAAGUCGACGUGGAUUCGUACGACUGCGCAUUGGUCUGGGAGCUGUUGAAGCGCUUUCAUCACCGGCCCAGCUGCAUCCUCCUUGAGGUGAACAGCGCGUUCCCCCCUCCUUUUGAAUUUGCCAUGGAGCCGCAUCCGGCUUGGGACACUAUGGACCCAAAGUUGGUCCGAUAUCACUUGGCACACGGUUGCUCCCUGAGCUACGCCAUACGGAUGCUAUCCGUCGAGCUGCCUACGCCAAACUAUGUCCUGCUCCACAUGAGCAAGAAGGAUGCACUUUUCCUCCGCAGGGAUGUGGCCGCCAAGCUGGUGGGAUCCGAUGAGGCCCCGGACGAGUUCCGCUGCUACGAGGAUCAACUCCUUGAGACCCAUGGCGUGGAGAGCGAUCGGCUUCGCCGAUGGUACUAUGGCAUCCAGGAGCUCCAUGCGGGCACAGACAUCAUGAGUGAGGAGGAGGUGCUGCAAGACAUGCGGCAAGUGGUCAGGAGCAAUAUCGCCAAGGUGUUUGGAAGAGGCCUAGCGGAUGUCAUUCCCUUCCAGCUGACAUUUAGACAGCACAAUGUCGCUCCGAUGGAGCCGGGUUUCCUUAUGGAAUCUGCCAAGAAGGUCUACUCGUUGGUUCAAGAUCUUGGCCACAACUACCUUGUUUUUAGAGAUAUGGUGGACACGAUGGUUCCGCAGCAAAAAAGGGCGUCCGAUCAGCAUCAUGGCAUUGCGCGUUAA